Messenger RNA from Vigna radiata var. radiata (mung bean), 1598 nucleotides. Its product is annotated as epsin-3. Gene Ontology annotation, biological process: endocytosis. Gene Ontology annotation, cellular component: endosome; clathrin vesicle coat; plasma membrane. The record is from RefSeq and is a predicted model, not a curated record. The transcript has 5 exons. The coding region runs from base 354 to 1190 and encodes 278 amino acids. Lineage: Eukaryota; Viridiplantae; Streptophyta; Magnoliopsida; Fabales; Fabaceae. Gene Ontology annotation, molecular function: phospholipid binding; clathrin binding.
GCACAUACGCUGACUUCUCAAAAUCCCUACAAGUUUUCAAAAUAUUCAACUUUAGAAUAUAAUAAAUAAAUUCUUUUAAAAUAGUUUCUGCUAGUUUCAAUCAUCUGCAUCAAAAACUCAACUUUCCUGUUCAUGCCUCAGCUUGUUAUCUAACUCAAGAAGAUUUGAAGGAACUGAUUCGGUUUAGAUAUGUGAUGUCACUCCUGUUGUUAACCAAAAAAUGGGCACACGCACACCUUUGUUCCGUGAUUUUAAAAAGCAAGCUUCUUUCUUCCUCAAGGAAAAAUUCAAGACUGCUAGCCAAAGAAACCAUCUGUAAUACAUAGCUUUUGUGGUCUUCUCCUAUUUGUAGCAUGACAGAAGAAGUUACCAAAGGAAAUCCAUGGGCCCCAGAUUCUCCAACACUUAGAUCAAUUUCAAGGGCUGCUUUUGAGCUUGAUGAUUAUUGGAGGAUUGUAGAGAUUCUGCACAAAAGACUCCUUAAAUUUGAGAAGAAGAAUUGGAGGGCAUCUUACAAUUCUCUGAUUGUGGUGGAGCACCUGUUGACUCAUGGACCAGAAAGUGUUGCAGAGGAAUUUCAGAGUGACAAAGAUGUAAUUAGUCAGAUGAAAGAUUUCCACUUUACUGAUGCGAGUGGGUUCAAUUGGGGUGUAACUGUUAGAAAAAAAUCAGAACGGAUUUUGAAACUCAUGGAAGAAGGAACUCUCCUUAAGGAAGAAAGAAACCGUGCUCGGAAUUUGUCCAGAGGAAUUCAAGGUUUUGGAAGUUUCAGUCAAAGGUCAACUCAUGCACAAGGAGUUCUGCAUGAAAAAUCAUUGCCAGCCACAUUUGACAGAUCUAACUCUGACUUCAACAACAAUCACAGCCAGGAAAACCAGUCAUUUGGCUCAAACCAUUUUCUGCAAACAGCAGCAGUUAAAUCUCGUACUCCUAGUCAUGAGGGAGGAGUUUUCAAGUCUCACGAUGAUUGUGUAGAGCCAGAGAGCUACUUGGAUGAUCAUGGAAACGCUCAAAUGCAUCAGAAAUCUGAGACAACUAGCAAGGAGGAAUUCCAUCUAUGGAACUUGAAAGGGGAAUCCAAUCCACUUUUAGAUGGUAACCAAGAGAAUGGUAUAUUUACAGCCGAAGAUGAUCACCCCUUUAACUCCAAAGAAAUGCAUUCCACUUCUUCCCUUCUUCCUUCUGUAUGAAGUUAAACAUUAGAAUGAAGGUAACAAGUUUUCCACCAGAAGAAAAGGCAAAAUGUUUGUAGAUUUGGAACUAGAAGAAGGCAUAUUGGAAUGAUGAACGAGUAUAAAUAAAGCAGAGACCUGAUUGCUGCAGAUUCUGAUUUAGAGCUGUCACAUACGCCCGACAAAACAUAUCCUAUCUCUUUAGCUUUUACCUGGCCUAGCUAGCCAUGGCUUAUUUUAAUGGCAGCUUAUUCAUCACUGUGAGCCAUAGAUUUAUAUGUUACAAACAUAAAGAUCCAAACAAUUUGCUCAUAUUUUCUGCUACAUGCAGAUUAGAUGCAAGCAAGUCUAGGGAUGUGACAUGAUUUUUAUAGCGGGUAUGUAGUGAGGGCACAACCAUAAAACAACUAACGUUAAAUUUGGAAA